Plasmodium relictum is the source of this 1569-nucleotide messenger RNA. RefSeq names its product long chain fatty acid elongation enzyme, putative. Lineage: Eukaryota; Apicomplexa; Aconoidasida; Haemosporida; Plasmodiidae. The coding region runs from base 1 to 1569 and encodes 522 amino acids. Gene Ontology annotation, cellular component: endoplasmic reticulum membrane. The record is from RefSeq and is a predicted model, not a curated record. The transcript has a single exon. Gene Ontology annotation, biological process: sphingolipid biosynthetic process; fatty acid elongation, polyunsaturated fatty acid; very long-chain fatty acid biosynthetic process. Gene Ontology annotation, molecular function: fatty acid elongase activity.
AUGAGUAUUGUAAAUGAACAUUAUUGGACACCUAAAAAGGGAAGAGAACUUGCUAUAAAGUAUGAGAAGUUAAUUUUUUUAAUAUCAUUGUUAUAUAUACCUGCAAUAUUUAUUUUACAAAGAUUCAUGAAAAAAAGAAAAGAAAUAGAAGCAAAAGUUUGUAAAGUUAUUUGGAAUUUAACAUUGUCAUUUUUAUCUUUUGUUGGUGUGCUACUAAUAAUAAUAUAUGACAAAACUAUUUUAAAAUUCUUAAUAGUAGAAGAAACUGAAUAUAGCCCCGAGACAAGAGCAGUUAUAACUAUAUUUACAUUGACAAAGUUUAUUGAAUAUGGGGAUACACUAUUUUUAAUUCUAAAAAAAAAAAAAUUAACAUUUUUGCAUAGCUACCAUCAUUUAAGUGUCGUUAUUUAUUGUUUAUAUUCACAAAAAGAAUUAGUUUCACACGCGCAUUAUUUUGUCUUUUUUAAUUUGAUUGUUCAUAGCAUUAUGUAUUUUUAUUUUGGUUUUAUAUAUAUUUUACCAAAAAUUGUUAUUAAAAUGAGAAAGUUUAUUACAUGUUUACAAAUAUUUCAAAUGUUUGUAGGAAUUUUUAUCUCAUAUUAUGCUAUAAAACAUGUAGAUAAUCCAGUUUACGUGAAUAAUGCGAUUGCAAGCUUUACUUUAUAUUUAACUUACGCAUUUCUGUUUUUAAAUUUUUAUUUUAACAAUUAUUACAGAAAUAUAAAAAGUAAUGUUGCUACCUAUCUAAUAAGUAUUCAUAUAUUAGGAAUUAUUGGAUUUAUAAUGAUAUGUAAAAGCAAAGAUAUUCUGAGAUUAUUUAUUGAAGUAUCAGUUGGAUGCGUUUUCACUCUGACAUUAUUAAAUUUUUCUUUUUACUUUAAUAAGCAUUAUUAUCAAAAUAUAAAAAGCAAAAUAUCUGAAAAAAAUUUUAUUGAGGAAACAGAUCUUUUCAAUAAAUACAAAAAAAGAUAUUAUUCGAAUAUGGCUCUUUUAAAAAAAAUUACUAUAAAUAUGAUUAAAACUGGUUUAUUAUGCUUUAAUGGAUUAGCUACCUAUGCACAUGAUAAUAUAUUUCUUUUUGUAAAUUUCUAUUCAGAAAAAAUUAAAAGAAUUGCAAAUGAUUCAAUAAUAGAUAACUCUAAUAAAAAAGUAAAUAAUAACGAAAUGAAUGAUAUUUCGUCAACAAAAUCUUUACCAAACGAUGAUUUGAAAAAAAAGAGAAAAAAAACAUUCUUUACUUUUUAUACAUCAUUAAAAGAUCUUUACAAUUCAUCAAUCAUAUCAUAUAUAAUAUCAAAAUCACCAAUUGAAAACAUUUCUAUAAAUUUAGAAAAUAUGAAAACAGAUCAAUCAAGUAUCAAAGGUAAUUUUAGUUUUCUUUAUAUAAUAAAACAAAUCAUUCAAAAUUAUUUAUUUUACAUUGUAUGUUUAAUAUUGCCAAUAUAUUACGGAUUAAAGGUCUAUAAUGAUGCCUUAUUAGGUUUAUGUGUACACGGGGCUUUAAGGUGGUUAAUUGAACUUUAUUCAACAAAAAUAUUUAAUAAAACUCAAAAACUAAAAUUUUAUUAA